Microstroma glucosiphilum is the source of this 2305-nucleotide messenger RNA. RefSeq lists its product as hypothetical. NCBI's taxonomy places the organism in Eukaryota, Fungi, Basidiomycota, Exobasidiomycetes, Microstromatales, Microstromataceae. The transcript is spliced from 3 exons. The record is from RefSeq and is a predicted model, not a curated record. The coding region runs from base 71 to 2125 and encodes 684 amino acids.
AUUCUUGCCGUUCGUAUGAUGGAUUGACAGCUCAGCUCGGGCUAGCUACGUCAACCCACUGAGAUCCAGGAUGACAGGCGCUUCUGCAGCAUUCCUGCCUAUCGAGCUCAUCCCGGAGAUCCUCUACCACCUCGCCCCACCCACCAACUCCUCCUCCUCCUCAACCUCCAGCACCACUGGCUCCAGCUCGGGCACAGGCGCCACCACUUCCGCAUCCCCUCUUCGACCCCUCCUCAAUACCGCUCUAGUAAGCCAUGACUUCUACAAGCACACCGCUCCGCUACUGUACAAUCGCCUCUUCCUCCGCUCUCAGGCACGAGUCGUAUCCGUAUUUCGCACCCUCGCCUCUUCUCCGUACCUGUGCAGUCUAGUACAGGUGCUGGAGCUGAGGGCGUACCCGCUGGGGAUGGGAGCAGAACAGCUUGAGCGAUUAGAGCGGGAUGUGGGACGAGCACUGGGGAUGAUGCGGAACUUGAGGGUGUGCGUAUGGACACGCAUGGGAAGUCUGAAUGGGAGGGUCUUGCCGGAUCUACUGGGCGGAUUCUGGAAGGGGGAGAAAAGAGGAGAGGACGAGGAAGAGGAGCUUCAAGAAACGAGGAAGAGCCAACUGCAUACUCUGGAGCUUACGGGCAACACCAGGUUCUACGAUGUGCAAGCUCUAUGGAAGGGAAAGGGGGCAGAGACGUCCUUGGCGCCUAAGCCGCCGCCAAGCCGAUCACAUUCAAGCGACAUCGCACUCGCCGAGCAAGUGCCGUCGAUGGUGCUCGGCGAGUCCGAUCAAACGACUCCACAAUCUGUAGACUUGGCCCCACGUUCCUUCCCAUUCCCUUCCCUGCUCCACCUCUCCUUUCUUCUCCCAGAUCCAGGCGCAAUUCGGGCCACCCUCGAGCUGUCCAAGCGCCGCCCACUCAAGUCCAUCACGCUCCUCUGUCAACACACCAACGUCCUCUCUCCUUCAGACGUGGAAGAGCUGGCGUUGAGUGUGCAGGAAGUGGAGAAGCUGGUGCUGGUGGGAUGCAAGUCGCUUGAGGGGGAAGGGUUGAGGAGGUUAUUGAAGGGGAGUGAGAGCGGGGUGAGGAUCUUGGGAGUGGAGGGAUGCUCAGUGCAACCCUCCGCCUACCCCUCCCUGCAGCCUUUCUUGGAAGACUCCCUCCGCACUCUUUCCCUCACACUCCCCCGCUCCGCCCUAUCCUCACACGCAGAGUUCUACCAAGAGCUCAAAAGUCUCGUCUCCAGUCUACGCCUCUUGGAAGAGUUCACCUUGUACGCUCCGGGAGGCGUGCAGGCGGACGAAGAGCCGGCGAGUGGGGAGAACGAGAUUAUGUACGCUGGUCUGGAGGGGCUGGCAGAUCUGCCCUUGCGGGUGGCUAACGGCGAGCAGAACAACGCCGUAGCCAACGACCCGCCCGAGAGUGGCUCACUGCACGAUUACACGCCUCUGCCCAAGUAUGUACCUCGGCUGCCGCUCUCCUUGCUGCGGGCCCUGCUGCAGCAUCGACGCAUGGCAGGAAAUGCUGCUCAGCUGAAGCUGCUGCGGAUACACGGCAUCGUCUGCUCGACAGAGGGGCUAGGGUUGAUUGGGCAGGCGGCAGAAGGACUGCAGGACCUGACCCUGCAGUUGGAGUACACGCCCAUCCAAACACUUUCGAUGUGUCUCUCCCCUUUGGCGCCUACCCUAGCCAGACUACACAUCUUGUCUCGACCCGGAUCCCAGCUAGAAUGGCCAGAGAGCGACCUCCAACGGUUCGCCUCGCAUCUUGUCAAUCUGCCUCUGGCUGAGUCGCCGUCUGAUACAGAGGCAUUGCCGGAGACAGCACAAUGCGGUCAAGGGGAUGGAACGCAUGAGUACAUUCGGCCCGGAGCCCUAGUGCAAGUCGGCCUACGCAAUCGCGUCUGGGAAGUCGAGCGGCGGUUGGUCCUCUCCCACCAGGACGCAUUUCGGAUAGGCUUGCCGAGUCGAGUGUGGGCACCAGACGAGCAAAAGAGGGAGCGAGGCGAGGGCGAGAGGAACGAAUCGAAUGGGCAUGCUGACCGACAGUCACGAUAUCAAUUCGAAGUCUCACUCAAACGGUGGGACGCCAGCGAAGGCAGAUGGCCAGAAGCUUUACUGGUCAUCAAAGCGUAAGGCAUCUCCUCUCCAUCCCUGGCAGCGUAGACUUCUGACAGUGGAGCUGAUGUUGUGUCAGAAAGCAAAAAGAAAUCGUGACGUCCGUUCGUUGUGGGAUCCCAAUCCGAUUGUAUCUCAUCGUUAGGUGAAUACUUAGAAUUAGCCGUCAUCCCAAAUCAAUUCGCCCUUGCAAGCUGU